This is a messenger RNA of Chinchilla lanigera (long-tailed chinchilla), 1080 nucleotides long. RefSeq lists its product as uncharacterized. The coding region runs from base 150 to 968 and encodes 272 amino acids. Lineage: Eukaryota; Metazoa; Chordata; Mammalia; Rodentia; Chinchillidae. The transcript is spliced from 2 exons. The record is from RefSeq and is a predicted model, not a curated record.
AUCUGACCCCUCAAUCAUCGUCUAGGGCACCAUUUCCAUUAUCUUCCGUAUUAUCUGAAUCCGCUCGUUCCAAUGUAAGCAGAAGAAAGGCUGUGAUUUUCCUGGCUUUUGGCGCUCUACCAACCGAGCUACACCUCCAGCCUCUAAGUAUGCUUUUGGGUAAACGGAAGAACCGCGGGGCACGAAAGGCGAACGUGGCCGGAGGGCGCAGCAGCGGAGAUCAGCCCCGAAGGCUGCAGUCUGCGGUUCGCGCGAAUGGGAGGCGGACCCGGCCACGCGUCCGCCACCAGUCUUUGUUUUCUAGCUUCUUCGCGAUCCCGCCCUCCCACUUCCGGGCACGGAAGCCACUUCACACCUGCGGGGUUCCCACCUGGACCACGCCUACCGGGCCGUCCCCCACCCGGGCGCGAACAGCGCAGCACAGAACACCCGGGGACCUGACCUAUUUCAAGGCUGCGCGUCUUCGGGUCAGUUCGCGACCUAGCCGCAGGCAUGCGCAGUGGGCAGAGCCCGGGCGGGAAACGGGGCCGCGCCCGCCUCUGAUUUGCUGCUGCAGCGGACUCCCGCCCACCGGGGCACAGCGCUGGCUGCUGAUUGGGUGUGGCCGCAGAGGCCGGACGAGGCCGCACGGCGAGGGCGGGCCGGCGGGAAACAGCCCGGCGAGUGCGGGGUCGCGAGGUGUUGUCGCCACAGCUGUGGAGAGGCAGCGCGAUGGCGGUGCAGCCCAAGGAGACGCUGCAGCUGGAGAGCGCGGCCGAGGUCGGCUUCGUGCGUUUCUUCCAGGCCAUGCCGGAGAAGCCGGCCACCACGGUGCGCCUGUUCGACCGCGGCGACUUCUACACGGCGCACGGCGAGGACGCGCUGCUGGCGGCCCGCGAGGUGUUCAAGACGCAGGGCGUGAUCAAGUGCCUGGGGCCGGCAGGAGCGAAGACUCUGCAGAGCGUUGUGCUCAGCAAAAUGAACUUUGAGUCUUUCGUAAAAGAUCUUCUUCUGGUUCAUCAGUAUCGAGUUGAAGUGUAUAAGAAUAAAGCUGGAAGUAAGGCAUCCAAGGAAAAUGAUUGGUAUUUGGCAUUCAAGGUA